AGGUGGCUAUUUUUAAUGCAGUAGUGUCAUUAGCUGGCUGAAGACUAAAGAUGAGAAUAGCAGGUGCUGCAAAGUUGAUAGUAGUCGUAGCAAUAUUUUUAUUGACGUUUUAUGUCAUAUCUCAAGUGUUUGAAAUAAAAAUGGAUGCAAACUUAGGACACAUAUUUGCUAGAUCAGCACUGGAUGCAGCUGCACGCUCUACAAAACCUCCAAGAUACAAAUGUGGGAUCUCUAAAGCUUGUCCUGAAAAACAUUUUGCAUUCAAAAUGGCAAGUGGAGCAGCAAAUGUAGUUGGACCUAAAAUUUGUGUAGAAGAUAACAUUUUAAUGAGUGGAGUUAAAAAUAAUGUUGGCAGAGGAAUAAAUGUGGCCUUGGUCAAUGGUAAAACAGGAGAACCAUUAGACACUAAAUUCUUCGACAUGUGGGGAGGAGAUGUGGCACCAUUUAUUGAAUUUCUGAAGUCCAUCCAGGAUGGAACGAUAGUGUUAAUGGGAACAUAUGAUGAUGGUGCAACCAAGCUUAAUGAGGAAGCACGGAAACUGAUUGCUGAAUUAGGAAGCACAUCUAUUACUAACCUUGGCUUUAGAGACAACUGGGUCUUCUGCGGUGGAAAAGGAAUUAAGACUAAAAGUCCAUUUGAACAGCAUAUAAAGAACAACAAGGACACAAACAAGUAUGAAGGCUGGCCAGAAGUUGUUGAGAUGGAAGGCUGCAUCCCUCAAAAGCAAGACUAAAUGAAAACAAAAGGAAGGGAGAAAGAAUAUGAAAGAAAAAUGCACUUUCUGCUAUUAUUAGGGAGAGGGCUGUGAAGGAGACUGUACUGUAAAUAAUAUUUUUAAAGCAUGCAAUCAUCUUGUCGGUGUGUGCAUGAGCACUGACAUUUUGAAUAUUUGGAUUAUUUAUUGCUAAUACACAUAGAAAUCCUUUUUGUAAAUACGUCCAAAAUAAAAGAAACAUCAAAUAAUUUCUAUGCAGGUUUCUUAAAAGCACAGUAUUUAGUUUGCCUGUGGUAAAUAAUAUCUUGUAGAUCAACUGGCUCAUAAAUUGCAUAUGCGGAUAAUAAACAGAUCCUGACAAAUGUUGUACUGUCCCCUUAACAGCGUAAUGUUGCUGUGAGUAUGUAACCUUUGUGGAAUAUUGUAGAUUUUAGUGAUAAGUUAAUAAAAAGCUUUAAUUUUUUUUAAUGCUCUGCCUUUUUAAUGGCAGCAUCACUUUUUAUUAAAGCUGUUUGGUUAUUCUAA
Cariama cristata (Red-legged seriema) is the source of this 1241-nucleotide messenger RNA. It is a transcript of the gene FAM3C, whose product is annotated as family with sequence similarity 3, member C. Bases 51 to 734 code for a protein of 227 amino acids. The record is from RefSeq and is a predicted model, not a curated record. NCBI's taxonomy places the organism in Eukaryota, Metazoa, Chordata, Aves, Cariamiformes, Cariamidae. The transcript has 9 exons.